This is a messenger RNA of Gracilinanus agilis (Agile Gracile Mouse Opossum), 1253 nucleotides long. RefSeq names its product motile sperm domain-containing protein 1-like. Gene Ontology annotation, cellular component: cytoplasm. Lineage: Eukaryota; Metazoa; Chordata; Mammalia; Didelphimorphia; Didelphidae. The record is from RefSeq and is a predicted model, not a curated record. The transcript has a single exon. The coding region runs from base 1 to 645 and encodes 214 amino acids.
AUGCAGCAGCCACCACGGCAGCCCGAGUUAGGGGAAGGCAAUCUUCCCGUGUUCGUGUUCCCCACGGAGCUGAUCUUUUAUGCGGACGACCAGUCCACCCACAAGCAGGUGCUGACUCUCUAUAAUCCUUACGAGUUUGCCUUAAAGUUCAAAGUGCUGUGCACCACCCCCAUCAAGUACGUGGUGGUGGACGCUGCGGGGGCGGUGAAGCCUCAGUGCUGCGUGGACAUCGUCAUUCGUCACAGAGAUGUCCGGCCCUGUCACUAUGAUGUAAUAGACAAAUUCCGGCUUCAAGUUUCGGAACAAAGCCAGGGGAAGCCUUUAGGACGCAAAGAGAUUAUUGCUACCCUUCUGCCGUCGGCUAAAGAACAGCGAAAGGAAGAAGAGGAAAAAAGGUUAAAGGAACACUUAGCAGAAAGUGUCUUUUUUGAGCAGAUGCUGUGUCAAACGGAAAACAGGACUGGCUCAUCGGGACCUAGUUUAUUAACUGUCUUCCUGGGAAUAGUGUGCAUUGCAGCUCUGAUGCUUCCCACACUGGGAGAAGUAGAAUCUCUAGUGCCUCACUACUUCCAUUUAAGUGUGAAUCAGAAAUUAGUGGCUGCUUAUGUUUUAGGUCUUAUCACUAUGGUUAUACUUAGAAUAUGAGCAAGGACUGAAAUUGACUGAAAUCAUUUCACCUUCAUAUCAUCAUCAUGAAUGUGGACUGCCCUUUAUUCCCACUUGACCCUAUGCUACAGAAAAACUUGGGUGAUUUAAAAUACUUGCAAAUGUGUAAUAUAUGUAUAUAUUUUAAACUGAUGUAUAACUUUAUUUGAAGGACACUAGCAUCUUGUGCUUAUGUUACAGAUAGUUAUGAUAGUUUGUUGAACGAUUCCUGUAAAAUUAACUGAGGAAAUUUUUAUAGCUAUACUUAGAGGGGGGGUGGCUAUUAAAAUAACAUUUGCUAUUUUUUUAGAAAGUGAAUGAGAAUGAACUAGGAACCAUGAAUGGGUACUGCAAAGAGGCAAAUUUAGCCUUGAUGUGAAGAAGUACUUCUUUAAAAUUAGGGUUGUCUAAAAGUGGAACGGGCUGCCUCCAGGCUGGAUGACCACUUGCUGGUGUAUAUUAUAGGAAGGAUUGUUUUUUUCCGUAUAGGCUGGCCACUCAGGUCCUUGAAACUUUGAGAUAAUGUAAUAAUUCUGAUGGUAACUUGAAAAGAGGAACUGAAAAAAAUGUUGUGCUACUUCAGACAUUAAAAUUAAUUUAAAUGUAAA